Molecule: messenger RNA, 4180 nt
Organism: Antechinus flavipes (yellow-footed antechinus)
Lineage: Eukaryota; Metazoa; Chordata; Mammalia; Dasyuromorphia; Dasyuridae
Product: RNA polymerase II-associated factor 1 homolog
Exons: 1
Coding region: 463-2052 (529 amino acids)
Biological process (GO): transcription elongation by RNA polymerase II
Cellular component (GO): Cdc73/Paf1 complex
Molecular function (GO): RNA polymerase II complex binding; chromatin binding
Source: RefSeq, a predicted model, not a curated record
GCGCCUGAAACUGGCGAGACCUCAGAACUGGGGUACCAGCCCAGAAGGUAGCUGCUGCCCCGGUAACGGUACCUCCAUCUUGCCUGCCUUUCAGAUUCCGUUUCUCGUUGGUCACAGCCUCCGCCACUCAAGGCAAUCCCGGAUGUGCGUCAUUUUAGACCUCGCCCCUAAAAGAUGAACCUCAACUUCAAGGUGUAGUAGAAUAGAGCCGCCUCUUCCCUCCCAAUCAUUCUAGUUCCUGUACAUCUGACCAAUCACAAAGUUUCUCUUCACAGAAGACCCGCCUCCCCCCACUGUAGCGAAUCCGUCGCCAGAAAAUUAAAAAAAAAAUAAGGCCAAACUACGUUUCCCACAAGGCAUUUCACCGUGGUGCGCAGUUUGGCAGUGAAGUCCCGCGGGAGUCCUCGCUGCUGCCCGCUGCCAUUCCCCUGGAAGCCCACGGCAAUACUUGACUUCCUCGUCAUGGCCCCCACCAUCCAGACUCAGGCUCAGCGGGAAGACGGUCACCGAGCCAGCUCCCAUCGGACUGUGCAAGAGAGGUCGGGCGUAGUCUGUCGCGUCAAGUACUGUAACAGUCUCCCGGACAUCCCGUUCGAUCCCAAGUUCAUCACGUAUCCAUUUGACCAGAACAGGUUCGUCCAGUAUAAGGCGACGUCCCUGGAAAAGCAGCACCGACACGACCUGCUCACGGAGCCGGACCUGGGCGUCACCAUCGACCUCAUUAACCCGGACACCUACCGCGUUGAUGCCGGCGUGCCGCUAGACCCUGCAGAUGAGAAAUUACUGGAAGAAGAGAUCCAGGCCCCCACCAGUUCCCGAAGAUCCCAGCAGCAUGCGAAGGUGGUGCCCUGGAUGAGGAAGACGGAAUACAUCUCCACCGAGUUCAACCGAUACGGAGUGUCCAAUGAGAAGCCCGAGGUCAAGAUUGGGGUGUCGGUGAAGCAGCAGUUCACGGAGGAGGAGAUCUACAAGGACCGCGAUAGCCAGAUCUCGGCCAUCGAAAAGACCUUCGAGGAUGCCCAGAAGUCCAUUUCUCAGCACUACAGCAAGCCGAGGGUGACACCCGUGGAGGUGAUGCCCGUCUUCCCGGACUUCAAGAUGUGGAUCAAUCCCUGUGCCCAAGUGAUCUUUGACUCCGAUCCAGCCCCAAAGGACACCAGCGGCUCUGCAGCCCUGGAGAUGAUGUCUCAAGCCAUGAUCAGGGGGAUGAUGGACGAGGAGGGCAACCAGUUCGUGGCCUACUUUCUGCCAGUGGAAGAGACCAUGAGGAAACGCAAGCGGGACCAGGAAGAGAAGAUGGACUAUGCUCCCGAUGAUAUCUAUGAUUAUAAGAUUGCAAGGGAGUACAACUGGAAUGUGAAGAACAAGGCUAGCAAAGGCUAUGAAGAAAACUACUUUUUUAUCUUUCGAGAAGGCGACGGUGUCUACUACAACGAGUUGGAAACCAGAGUCCGCCUUAGUAAGCGCAGGGCCAAAGCCGGAGUGCAAUCAGGCACCAACGCUCUACUGGUGGUCAAACACCGCAACAUGAAUGAGAAGGAGCUGGAAGCUCAGGAAGCGCGGAAAGCACAGCUGGAGAACCAUGAACCGGAAGAGGAGGAGGAAGAGGAAAUGGAGAAAGAGGCCCCUGACUCCGAUGAAGAACAGGAAAAAGGAAGUGGAAGUGAAAAGGAAGCCAGUGAGGAGGAGGAGGAAGAGCUAUCUGGAAGUGAGAGUGAGCAGGAAGAGGAAGAAAAGGAGGAAAGUGAGAAGAGUGGAAGUGGGGAGGACAAAGCUGAGGAGGAGAGCAGUGAGGAUGAGGCCCGAGCAGCCCGAGACAAGGAGGAGAUCUUUGGAAGCGAUGCUGACUCAGAGGACGAUGAAGAAGAGGAGGAUGGGGGAGGUCCAGCCAAGGACAGUGGAGAGGAUGAAGACGACAGUGGCAGUGAGAGAGAGAAUGGGCAGCACAGCCCUAGUCCCUCCUUUCUCAGUGCUAGUGACCACUCAGCCCAAGAGGAUGGCAGUGAUAUGGGCACUUCUGAUUCCAGUGAGGAAGUCAGUGACAGUGAUUGAGGCUCAGAGACCCAUUGCAAACCACCAAAAUGUCCAGGAGGGACUGAGCUUCUCCAGCUCCAACACCAUUCUCAGAACAAAAGGAAAAGACUAUUUCUCUUCCCUCCCCCCUUAAAUUUUUGUUCUCAAUAAAGGCUAUAUGUUUACAAGUUAAAAAAAAAAAAAAAAAACCAAAAUGUAAAUGAGAGUCCCUGCCUUCAAAAGCUAUUGGAGGAGAUGAUACAACUGCAUACUGUCAGAGAGAUUGACUAAAUACUAAAUACUAAAAUGUGUAUAUAAAUAUAUACAAAAUAAAAAUAAGGUAAUAAGGGGCAGAGGAGAGGAAUUGCUAACACCUGGGAGGAUUAGUCAAAGGUAUGAAAAAAGAUAAAGGAUGGCAUAAGACAAAAAGGGAAUUGAGGAUGGAAAGAAAUUCAAAUACAAAAAAAAAAAAUAUGAAGGGGAAUAUAAUAAGGUCGGACAGGCAGGUUAGAAAUUGAUUAUGAAGAGCCUUGGAUACUAGGCUUAAGAAUUUCUAUUUUAUUUCACAGGCAAUGCAACACCACUGGGGGAUUCUGAGUAGAGGUCUAAUAUGAUCAAGAUCUUGAUCAUUUAGUGGUUAAAAAAAGAAAAGAAAUACAUUGGAGAGAGACUUGAAAGAGGAAACCCAAUAAAGAAAUCAUUGAGAUCUAUUCAGAUAGCACUGAGGUGCCUCCCUAAAAUGGUUGCAGUGUGACAAGGAAAAGAAUUAUAAAUGUAAGAGCUUAUAGAAGAAAUCAGGCUGAGAAAUUUAAAUGCAGAGUAAGGAAGAGGGGGAAAAGAAAAUCAAAAGUAAUUCGAGUUUAUGGGCCUAAAUCUAAAUGGCUGGGAUGAUGGAGACAACCUCAACAUAAAAUUGGUGGGGGAUGCAAGUUUAGAGAUGAGAAGAAUGAGGAAUUUUGUGUUAGACAUACUGAAGUACCAAUGACAUCCAAAUAGAGCUAUCCAGCAGGCAAUUAGAAAAUCAGGAAUGGAACCUUAGAGAAAGGAAUUAUUCUAAAUUUAAUGCCAAUUAAAGAGGUUAUUUUCCCAGUACCUUACCUCUCCAUCCAAAAAGAAAAUGAAAACGAAGAAAAAAAAAAUCUCUUUAAAUUUUUUAUCACAUUGAGAUUCCAAAUGUUAAUCCUUGGGAUUAUGCCAUUCUAAGGCUAAAAUGCAAAUUUAAUCCAAUUUACUCUUUGACUCUUGGCAUGUCACCUCAACUUAUUCUUUUUUAAAAUGGGUGCCGGGGGCUGUAUGACCCAGGACAAGUCACAGAACCUUUCAAGGACUCAGUUUCCCUAUAGAUAAAAUGAAGCAGUUAGAUGCCAUUAAAUAUAAACUGGCUCCUUUCUCUGUAGAAUAGUGUAUCAACAAAAAUUCGUCAUCAGUGCUUCCUGAAAGGUUUGUCAGAUAGUGGACUCCUCAACUUUAGUCCCAGUUUCAUUUUAUCUCAUUUCUGUAGUAAAGAGAAAGAAUGGGGUUGGACUAUAGAUUUGGAAGUCAUCUACAUAAAGAUAUCAAAAUCACAUAGGAGUAGAUGAGAUUGUUAAGGGAUGGAAUUUAGAAAAGGGGAAGGGGGGCAAGAAAUGAAUCUUAAAAGAACAAAGGGUGGGUGAAAGAUGAGAAGCCAGUAAUGGAAACAGAAGAGUGGUCAGAAAGAUAGGAGAAAUUUGCAAAUGCAAUAUCAUAAAUGCUAAUGGUUGCCAAGGAGAAGUUGCUCUUUGGGGACCCAGCCUACCAAAUUCAAGCAGAACUUGGGGAAUACUACUAUUUCUCUUCUGCCUUUUCUCCUCCUUUCUCUUCUCCUCUUAAUAAAAGUGGUUCCCUUCUUGAUGAGAGUAAAACUCUGCUUGAUCUGAGUGAGCUCUGUAAAAUUGUCACUAAUAAAAAAUGUCUCUUUUGCUCUACAAACCCAAAUAGUCUUGUAUCCUCUGUAGCAAGAUAAGUUUUCUUGGGGGAAGUCACAACCCCCAGCAAGAUUUCACAUCCACCUGCGACUUCCCUUAGCAUGAAUAAAAUGGGUCUUCAGAAAAUGACUCCCCUCAGAUCACUUCUUACUUGAGAAUGAUAUGCCCACGAAGAGAAUCCUUCUUGUUGUUUCUUUAAAAAUAAAGCUUUUUUUACCAUA